AUGAGAAACACGAGGCCUGUUCAUGUGAGGAAUACAAGUUCGGAUCCAUCAUCGCCGAUGAUGACGUCUCCACUGAUGAAUCGGCAUGUACGGUCAGGAUCGAAUUCUGGGGCAUCUUCGAAUGCCAAGAAGGCUCAGACGAAAGCAGCCGCUCAGAGACUCGCGGCUGUCAUGUCAAACCAAACAGGAGACGAGGAAGACAGUGAUGAAGACCUUUCCAUUGACUACAGCGCUCCACGAACAGGGAGCAUUGGUCUCGCUGCCGGAAGAUCUCAUCCUUCUCGCUCUCCACUGAUUAAGAACCCUAUUGCAAGGCGUCCACAUAUGGCAACUCCAUCGUUAGCUGAUGAGGACAAUGAAGAUGAUGACUUUUCAGUGGAUAUAUCGAGUAGCAGCAGACCAAGUAUUGGACUUGCUGGUGGAAGAGCAAUAAGACCUCAGUCUCCUGUGAUGACUAAAAUUGCACCUCCGAGACGUACACAACCAGCAGCCAGUGAAGAAAGUAAGAAUGAAGACGACGACGAUGUUGUUUCGGUAGAUUAUACAAUUGGCAGACCAAGUAUUGGUCUUGGAAGUAGUAGAGCAAUGCGGCCACAGUCUUCUAUGAACAAAACACAGCCACAAGUGCGUCCGGUGAUGGCAGUUAACAUUGCAGCUGAUGAGGAAAACGAAGAUGAUGAAAGUACAAAUGCUUAUACAAGCGGUAUUCCAAGUGUUGGACUUGCUGGUGGAAGAUCAACACGUUCACGCUCUCCUCUGCUACAAACCAAAACCCCUCCAUUGAGACAUCCACAAGCAAUAUCUCAGCCACCAGACAAUGAUGGUGAUAAUGAUGAGCCGUAUACUAGUGUCAUGCCCAGCAUUGGACUUGCUGGUGGACGCUCAAUGAGACCUCGCACUCCUGUGUCAAUUCGUACAAGGGAACAAGCUACUCCACAGACAGGACUUCCGACUUCAGGAAGCCGAUCCUCAUUAGGUGAGGAUUCUUCAGAACCGAGUGGUCAUCAAUCUCAGACUCAGACAAGCAGCAACCAAGUGGAGCAAUCUCCAUCUUCUCGUUCUAACAAAUCAUCUCAGUCUCUCAGUGCUAUGGAUCAGUCGUUUCGUUCAUCUUUCAGCGGUCGUCCAAUAAGGACAGUGCCUUUGAUGCCAUCUUCAGUGCCUAUCUCACUCAAACCAGUCACUCCUGCUUUUCAAAACGACACGCCAACCAAGCUCCGGAAAGACAAAAGGUAA
Microthlaspi erraticum is the source of this 1236-nucleotide messenger RNA. NCBI's taxonomy places the organism in Eukaryota, Viridiplantae, Streptophyta, Magnoliopsida, Brassicales, Brassicaceae. The record is from the annotation of a GenBank genome assembly.